Messenger RNA from Trifolium pratense (red clover), 707 nucleotides. RefSeq lists its product as uncharacterized. The record is from RefSeq and is a predicted model, not a curated record. The transcript is spliced from 5 exons. Lineage: Eukaryota; Viridiplantae; Streptophyta; Magnoliopsida; Fabales; Fabaceae. The coding region runs from base 222 to 674 and encodes 150 amino acids.
CACACAAAUUUAUGACAAAGAUUUUUUUUUUUUUGGAGUUUAUCUUAAUGUGUUUUUGUAUCGGAUAAAAUAUCAGGUAUCAUUCGCCUAAGCUCAAUACGUCAAAAUGAUUUGCUGUUUCAGAGAAUGAAAACAGUGAAGUUUGUAAGAUAGGUUCUGUUAAAAAUGGUGCUAGUAAGGAGAGUAAUGUGAACGGUGCUGGUAGGGAAGACAAUGAAGUUAUGAAGGUGAAGCCUUCUAGCAAUUACAGCUUUGAUGAAGCUGAAUCUUUGACUGAUUCGCUUGAGGCAGAAUCUCAAGCUAUUGCUGAGUCAACUGAAGGCUGUCAAUCCUCUCCAGAAACAUGGAUCCAAGCAAGUCCGCAAUCUCGCAAAGAUUCUUAUUGUUGCUUCGAAGGAAAUGGUGGAUACAUUCAAUUCCUUUGGACGAAGGGGCUUUCUUUGUGGCUCCACCCGGAAUGGAACUCACUGAUAAGUUCUUCGAUGGCAUGGAUGAUGAUGGAAAUAUUCAAAAGAGUGCGCCACUCAACAAUCCCUCGCAGAUACCUAACGUCAAACAUUCAGCGAAAUGGCAAUGUGGAGCCAAAAAUGCAGCAGAAACUAGAAACCAGUGCUGUCCCAAAGAGGCCUCUCAAUGCUCAGCUAAAUGUAAAGAAGAAAUUAAAAACAGUUUAAUCUGGUUCGGGGGUCAGUUCUGGCAUCAAGUGG